Molecule: messenger RNA, 658 nt
Organism: Nicotiana tabacum (common tobacco)
Lineage: Eukaryota; Viridiplantae; Streptophyta; Magnoliopsida; Solanales; Solanaceae
Source: RefSeq, a predicted model, not a curated record
CAUUGUGUCAUCAAUAUAUAUCAUCCUUUAAUUUCCUCUUUGUUACUUGUCUGUCCAUUUAUUUGCUUAAUUAGCCACUCGAUCGGUCCAUCACCCCCCAUACCAUGAACAUGGAGACAGUUGAAUUGAAAGUAGAGAUGGUUGGAAUACAUGAGAAAAGACUGCGCAAAUGCCUGUCAAAAUUAAGAGGAAUAGAGAAAGUAGAAGUGGAUGGGAACAGUCAAAAAGUGGUGGUGAUAGGCUAUGCUCACAAGAACAAAAUACUAAAAGCAAUAAGACGAGGUGGUCUUAAAGCAGAUUUCUGGUCUGCUCAAAAUGAGCUUCUUCAAGCUUACGCUGCUUCUGCUUCUUACUCUUCUUUCAGAUUUAACAAUUUUUCCUUCUACUAGCUUAUGUUGCUCGUACUCUUCAAAAAUAUUAUAGAAUGUAACAUGUCAAAUCCUCCGAAUGAAACAUUUACACAAUGUUGCUCGGACUCUUAAAAAAUGUUGAAUAUAUAGCGUAACAUAUCCGAACCUCCAAAUAUAUUUUUUGAGGAUUCGACAGAAUACGACAAUAUUUUUGGAGAGUUCUAGCAACAUAACAGUUGAAUAUUGUCUUGUUCUUGAGUACUUACCAUUUUGUUCUUUCUUUUUUAUGUUCUUUUUCUGCCACUUGG